AUGAGAAAACCACAAAGGAGAGGAGCGAUGGCGAUGGAGAAGACGAGCUCAAAGUAUAGAACACAGUUCUGGUACGUUGCAAUGGCCUCUUUCCUCCUAUGGCUUUUCUUGCUUUACCUUUUCAAUUCCUCCGCAACAACCGUUCAUAACCACGAGAGAUUGUUCCGACAAGACAACGUCAUCGAUCUCUCUGUCAACGUCCAACAGCACCACGAACCCGAUCAGCCUCUUGUCUCCGCCGUAGAUAACAGCACUCUUCCUGUUCCCGUCGACGAUUCGUCUCCUGAAGAUCGGAUUUCGGAAGACGCGAAGGUUGUGAAUGAUCUCGUUGAAGAACUCGAGAAAGAAAAGGUAGAGAACGAGAAGAAGAGAGGUGGUACGGUUAUAAAUGGUCGGUCCACGAGGGCGAGAAGAGGACAUCGAGAACCGCGAAAGGCGAGAUCUUCCGGUAGAGCAGAGGCUGAUAAGAAAAGGGUUCGUCGUAAGGAUGAUGAUGAGAGCAUAAAUGUUGAUGACAACGAUGACAAUCAUCAAUCAAUAUUCGACAAAGAAACAAACGUUCUAGAGUCUGAAAACGUCGCGGAGUCCAAGAAAGAGAGAGAUGAUGAUGAUAACAACGAUUCCGAGAGCAAGAGUGGCAAUGAAUUGCCUAAUGAUUGGUCCGAUAUUGAUCUUGAAGGUGAUAACACCUCGGAAAUAGUAUCGGAAGAGCGAAAUAGUACUACUUCCGAGGCUAAAACCAGAGUAAACUCGAAGAGAAACCAACCUAGGAGAGUCCCGAGAGUUAUAGUACGGCCAAGAACGCGUCGUAACGAUCCAUGCGCAGGAAAAUACGUUUACAUGCACGAUGUUCCAGCUCUGUUCAACGAAGAGCUUCUCAAGAAUUGCUGGACAUUGAGUAAGUGGACCGAUAUGUGCGAGUUAACAUCGAAUUUCGGUUUAGGCCCUCGUCUACCAAACAUGGAAGGAGUUUCUGGUUGGUUUGCUACAAACCAGUUCACAUUGGAAGUGAUAUUCCACAACCGGAUGAAGCAGUACAAGUGCUUGACCAAAGACUCGUCUCUUGCUUCGGCUGUGUACGUUCCUUACUAUCCUGGUUUAGACUUGAUGAGGUUUCUUUGGGGACCGUUUCCUUUCAUGAGAGAUGCGGCGGCGCUUGAUCUGAUGAAGUGGCUGAGGGAGAGUCCGGAGUGGAAGAGAAUGGACGGUCGAGAUCAUUUCAUGGUGGCUGGUCGUACCACUUGGGACUUUAUGCGUACACCAGAGAAUGAAUCCGAUUGGGGCAACAGGUUAAUGAUCUUACCGGAAAUAAGAAACAUGACGAUGUUACUAAUCGAAUCAAGCCCAUGGAACUACCACGGAUUCGCGGUUCCAUACCCGACCUACUUCCACCCUUCAAGCAACGCAGAGAUCCUCCAAUGGCAGAACCGAAUGAGAAGAAUCAAACGUCGUUACCUCUUCUCCUUCGUAGGUGCACCGCGUCCAAACCUAGGUGACAGCAUAAGAACAGAGAUCAUGGACCAAUGCAAAGCUUCCCGAAGAAAAUGCAAGCUUCUUGAAUGCGUCUCCGGUUCUCAAAAAUGCUACAAACCGGACCAGAUCAUGAAGUUCUUCUUGAGCUCAACGUUCUGUCUCCAACCUCCCGGUGACUCCUACACACGACGCUCCACUUUUGACUCGAUCUUGGCCGGUUGCAUACCGGUUUUCUUCCAUCCGGGAUCAGCUUACGCCCAGUACAUUUGGCAUUUACCGAAAGAUAUCGGUAAAUACUCUGUUUUUAUACCGGAGAAGAACGUUAAAGAAGGUAAAGUGAGUAUAGAGAAGGUUUUGAGUAGGAUCCCGAGAGCGAAAGUUGUCGCCAUGAGAGAAGAAGUGAUAAAGUUGAUACCGAGGUUGAUGUAUUUUAAUCCAUCGGGUAAGAGAGGAGAUGCGGGAAGGUUUGAAGAUGCGUUUGAUGUGGCUGUUGAAGGAGUGUUGCAGAGAGUGGAAGGGUUAAGGAAGAGGAUUGAAGAAGGCAAUGAGGAGAUUUUUGAUUUUCCAGAGCAGUUUUCUUGGAAAUAUAAUGUGUUUGGGAAUGUUGAGAGGCAUCAUGAGUGGGAUUCUUAUUUUGAUAGGCCUUAAUUUGUUUUUGAGUAUUUAGAUUAUGUUUGUGUGUGUUUUUUCUUUUUAUAUAAUUUGUUGGGAGAUAAGUGAAUGUAGUUUGUGAUUGUGAUGGUAGAAAAGAAAGUGGUGACUGGUGAGGCAGAGAAUGUUCAAAAGGGUUCAUUGGUUGGGACAAUAAACUUAUUUACUCUAGAAAUGGUGUUAUUCUUUUAGGCUU
Molecule: messenger RNA, 2320 nt
Organism: Thlaspi arvense
Lineage: Eukaryota; Viridiplantae; Streptophyta; Magnoliopsida; Brassicales; Brassicaceae
Source: the annotation of a GenBank genome assembly